This is a messenger RNA of Triplophysa dalaica, 2897 nucleotides long. RefSeq names its product potassium inwardly rectifying channel subfamily J member 19b (gene kcnj19b). Gene Ontology annotation, molecular function: G-protein activated inward rectifier potassium channel activity. Gene Ontology annotation, cellular component: plasma membrane. Gene Ontology annotation, biological process: potassium ion import across plasma membrane; regulation of monoatomic ion transmembrane transport. NCBI's taxonomy places the organism in Eukaryota, Metazoa, Chordata, Actinopteri, Cypriniformes, Nemacheilidae. The record is from RefSeq and is a predicted model, not a curated record. The transcript has 3 exons. The coding region runs from base 755 to 2275 and encodes 506 amino acids.
AGAUUUCAAAUUGUAUACCUACCCUAAACUAGUAAAACGUUUAAUUGUAUAGGUUGAUAUUGAAUGUGUGCCAGCCUUUUUAUUAUUAAAAUAAUUUGCUAAAAUAUAGUAAUGACUAAUUUUUAUGGCAUAUAAUUAUUGUUUACGGCUCUAUAUUAUGUAUUUGUGCCUUAUACAUUUCUGUAUUCGAUUUUGAGGGGUGUGUCUGUUCCUAGCCAAUAUUACAUCACCUGGAGCUGGUGUUACGAUCGAUAUGCCUUCAGCAGAUGGCACUGUAGUGCAAGUUUUCACAACAACCAUACAUGUUUUCCCCCACACUACUGCUAUUCGAUGUGUUGGACACACGCACAAGCACAUUUGCCCAACCCCUGCCUUUCUCACACAGCGUAUAUGCAAUACAAGAGAUGUAGAGAUGCACACACAGUGCCGCAGUUUAUCUACACUAGACUCUAUGGAGCUGGGCAGAGAUGUAACAUCAAUCUGGAGAUGCUGAGGAGGCUGGUGCGCAUCACAGAAGUUUGGGAAAAGGCAUUGGAGCACUUAUUGUGUUUUAACUUUUUUGAAUACCCCUGCGUCGGAAUAAUUUGAGCAACUCAAAUGCUGCAAGUGAAGUUACCGAUCAAGUAAAUUCUCGCAACAUCUAUGGACCGCAGCACUAAACGCGUGGAUUAUUUAGUGCCAUGCGUAAAUAGACUGGCGUGAAACUCGAGACAUUUUACGCGUGCGUUCAUCUGACAAUUGCGGUUGUCUCGUCAUGUCUACAAUCAGAAGGAAAUUCGGCGAUGACUAUCGGGUGGUGAACACGGACCGGGGCAUGUCGUUUUCUGCCCCGGCUAAAAGAAAGCGCCAGCGAUUUGUGGAGAAAAACGGACGCUGCAACGUCCAGCACGGUAACCUUGGCGGGGAGAACAGCAGGUACCUCUCCGACCUCUUCACCACGCUCGUGGAUUUAAAGUGGCGAUGGAACAUGCUCAUUUUCCUCUUGACGUACACGGUCGCGUGGCUCAUAAUGGCAUCUAUGUGGUGGAUCAUCGCGUACAUCCGUGGAGACCUCGGGAACGGCCACGACGAGUCGUACACACCGUGCGUCGCCAACGUUUACAACUUUCCCUCCGCUUUUCUGUUCUUCAUUGAGACCGAGGCGACCAUAGGCUACGGGUACAGAUACAUAACAGAGAAGUGCCCAGAGGGCAUCAUACUUUUCCUGUUCCAGUCUCUCUUGGGCUCGAUCGUGGACGCGUUUCUCAUCGGCUGUAUGUUCAUAAAGAUGUCACAGCCCAAGAAGCGCGCAGAAACGCUCAUGUUCAGCCAGGACUCGGUCAUCUCACAACGGGACGGGAAGCUGUGCCUUAUGUUUAGGAUCGGGAAUCUCAGGAACAGCCAUAUGGUUUCAGCGCAGAUCAGGUGCAAACUCAUCAAGUCCCGUCAAACCCCUGAAGGAGAAUUUCUCCCGCUGGAUCAGAGGGAAUUGGAUGUAGGAUUUGGAACAGGUGCUGACCAGCUCUUUCUUGUCUCACCCCUGACGAUAUGUCAUGAGAUCAAUUCCAAGAGCCCAUUUUUCGACCUGUCCCAGCGCUCCCUCAUGAAUGAGCAGUUUGAGAUUGUUGUCAUUUUGGAAGGCAUUGUGGAAACAACAGGCAUGACGUGUCAGGCACGCACAUCUUACACAGAGGACGAGGUGCUGUGGGGUCACCGCUUCCUCCCUGUCAUGUCACUAGAGGACGGUUUCUUCAGGGUUGACUACUCGCAGUUCCACAAUACGUUUGAGGUGCCUACGCCCCCAUACAGUGUAAAAGAGCAAGAUGAGAAGUCGUCCCUCCCCUCCCCUGGUCCUCUUCUCUCCCCUGCGAUGAUUGACGGGCGCAGACGCCGAGAACGGAUCUUCUCUUUAGACGGGGUUCCUCACGCUGACGGACCAGGCUCCAAAUUACCCAGCAAGCUCCAGCGUAUGAGCUCCAAGAAUGGAAAAGAGGUCCUCAAACCUGGAAUCACUCAGCCAACGGAAAAGGCCUCAAGCACGGGAGACCUGCCUCUCAGGGUUCAGAGACUCGGAUCACUGUUGGGCCAAGAGGAGCCGGAAAAUCUGCUCCAGUUAAAGGCUCUAAAGAUGGGUUCAGAAGCCCACACCCAGUCAGCAGGAGAACUGGAGCAUCAUAGACUGCUCCUAAUGACUGCUUCUGUUCCAGGGCCAAACCUCAACUCAUUACCCAUGUCCAGUGGACGACCGGAGGACAACCUCCCACCUAAAUUACGAAGAAUGAAUGCAGAUCACUGAACAGAUCAGGGAUGAACAUUGAGAGAUGGCUCUUUAAAUCAUGUAAUAAUUUUAAGAAUAUUUAUUUAUUUAUAAGAGUAUAGAUUCUUUCUCUUUGACCUUAUGAAAGAGCUGUGUCUCUUGUCAAAAACCAUCGCUUUAGCGUCAACUUGAGCAUUUUAGACUUUCUGAGGUUAAUCUGAUUUUAAAUAAGCCUAAUAUACUGUGUUGAAGAAACAGUCAAUAUAAAUUAAGCACCUUAAUGGAAUUAUAAACACAAAAUGUAUUUCUUUGGAUAUUUAUAUAAGUAAACUAUCAGGUAUUUACUUGUGUACUGAAAUGUAUGUACUGGCUUUUAAGGCUUUUUGUCACAUUUCUGUCAGCAAUAUACAGACAGAAAGACGAAUGACUUUAGAAUUCACAAAAAUGUCUCGUAUAUUCACUCCAUUUUGAUCCUUUAAAAUUAAAAGUCAAAAAUGAAAGUAGUUUGUUUUUAACAGAUAUCUCUCAUAUUGGGCACUAAGUGGUAGCUAACAAUUAUUGUGCAGAUUCUCAAUACAGAUUUUUAAUAAUCAAAUAGCUUGUAAUUUGAAGAAUUUCAUUAUUCAAUCAUUUCUAUAAUAAUAAAAUAUUUCAGAGAGCA